CACCACCAUCAUGUCUUACCAACAACCUCCUUACGAGCAGCAACCUUAUGGCUACCCUCCCCAGGGCCCUCCUGUUAGUCAAUCACCACCUAAUCGCCCCAAAUGUGAAGAUACUAACCAACGACCUCUACAGAUGCAAUACCAACAGCCCCCUCCCCAACAAAUCAUCGUCCAGGAAGAGAAGAAAGACGACAAAGGCUGCUGUAUGACCUGGUAUGUCGCCCUAGAGGUCGUGUAAUUUCACAACACCCAGCAAGAAACAAAUUUGCUAAUGGAUUGGGUGUACUGCAACAGUCUGGCGACGCUAUUCUGCUGCUGGCUCUGCGGCGAGACUUGUGAUUGUUGUUGCGAUUGUUUAACUUG
This is a messenger RNA of Aspergillus versicolor CBS 583.65, 363 nucleotides long. RefSeq lists its product as uncharacterized. Lineage: Eukaryota; Fungi; Ascomycota; Eurotiomycetes; Eurotiales; Aspergillaceae. The record is from RefSeq and is a predicted model, not a curated record. Bases 11 to 238 code for a protein of 75 amino acids. The transcript is spliced from 2 exons.